Durotheca rogersii is the source of this 2830-nucleotide messenger RNA. Its product is annotated as cysteine proteinase. Gene Ontology annotation, biological process: protein deubiquitination. Gene Ontology annotation, molecular function: cysteine-type deubiquitinase activity; cysteine-type endopeptidase activity. The transcript has 7 exons. Bases 210 to 2666 code for a protein of 818 amino acids. The record is from RefSeq and is a predicted model, not a curated record. Gene Ontology annotation, cellular component: nucleus; cytosol. Lineage: Eukaryota; Fungi; Ascomycota; Sordariomycetes; Xylariales; Xylariaceae.
GCUGUCACCUCUUAACAUCCUCCCUCCCCAAUCCUCCUCCUCCUCUUCCUCCUCCUCUCUCACCGUUUCUCUUUCUACAUCUCACUCCUCUUUUUAAUCGUCUGGUUUUUUUGCUCCUCCUAACCCGGCCCUGUUCUGGAGAGUCGCGCGACGAAACCGCCUCCCUUGCCCUGAACCGCCCGCAGACCGACCUCCCCCCUCGGGGUGACAUGAUGCGAGACGAACGGAACCCCACCAUGAAUCCUAGAAAGUUCCUCGGCCGCCGCGAGAAGAAUGGCGAUCACCGUCGCGGUCGAUCCUCCGAUCCCGCCCACAAGCACCGACCUCUAUCCUCUGAAUUGUUUCUUUCCCUGUUCAAAUCCGAUCCCACGAAGCAAUCUCUGAACAGUGUUGCGACGGAGCAAGAAAAGGAGGCCGCCAAGAUCGAAGACGUACGACGACGAGUUUCCGAGCUAGACUUUCCCGUCCUGAGCGACGACCAGAUUCGCUAUUCCCUCGAAGCUGGUUAUUCUUCUGGCGAUGUCGACAAAGCUAUCGAGCUGCUAAUGUUGCAGCACAAGGCCCUCACUGGCAAGAUCGUCAGUUACAAUCCGGCUGUCCACAUGCUCGGCGCCGAGAAUAGAGGGAACGUAACCUGUUACCUCGACUCUCUCCUCUUCGCCAUGUUUGCCAAGCUCGAAUCUUUCGAAUGCAUGCUCAAGAAUGACUCGAUGGACGAGCCGCAGAAGCGGCUGGCUGCGCUGCUACGGCUUUGGAUCAAUAUGCUGAGGAGUGGGAAGCUGAUCGAAACGAACAUGACCGAGAAAAUCCAAGACGCAUUGGCUGCGUGCGGUUGGAAGGAGGCGCAGUUGCUAGAACAGCAGGACACAUCAGAAGCCUUCGCCUUCAUCACAGAAACUCUCCAGCUUCCCCUCCUUCCUCUGCAGGUUGACCUAUUCCACCAAGGCAAAAAUGACGAUGCGGACCACAAGGUUGUCUACGAAAGGCUGCUGAAUCUCGCAGUACCGUCUGAUACCGACGGCAAGGGAAUAAGGCUAGAGGAUUGCUUAGAGGAAUACUUUAAUUCCCAGGUUGACGUUCUGAGGGACAGUCUAGACGAAAAGAAAGCUGAAGAGCGAGCUAAGAAGUCGCCGUCGACGCCGAAAGCGCCUGACCCUCCAAGCACAGCAAGGAAUACCAUUCGGAUCGUUACCGAUGACCAAUACGACCCUUCUACGCCCUCUCCGCACGAUGAUUCACAUCUAGAGCGAAGAGGGAGGGUAUCCAUCAACGCCCACGCCUCCACCAUGCCACCAACCCCCGAAACAGAAUCCUCGGGAUCCCAAUUAGCGUUGCGACGCCAUCGAAGUCGGACGGAAAGCAUAAUCCAGCGAGUCGUGCUUGAGGAGCAGGGUAAAUCUUCCGAGUCUGACACCGCAACCUUAUUCGAUAGAACCAUGAGGACGGCGUCCGUGGUCACAGCCGUGACGAUACCCGCCUGGCAAUUCUUUAAGCUGAUACCUUGGCAUUCGCCCGCGGGUAAAGAGCCGGAAAGCGACCUCGAGGUCGCACGGCACUUCAACCAACGUCCCGUUGUCGGUAUCUGCUUGAAGAGGUACAUGAUGGAUGAGAGGGGCAUCAUGAAGCGCCAGAACACAUACAUCGACAUCCCAGACAGCAUGCGGCUGCCUCAUUUCAUAAUGGACGAGAGGCAUGUAGAAGCUAACGGGCUGGCCGCUGAUUACAAACUUGUACUUCAGUCUGUGGUUUGUCAUCGAGGGGAUUCGUUGCACUCCGGACAUUAUAUAUCGUUCUGCCGCAUAGCCCCAAAGCUGCUUACUGAUAAUCGCAGACACGAUAGCGACCCCCCUCCGGAUUAUGAAGAGGCUCAGUGGGUUAAGUUCGACGACCUCGCGACGGAGAACAGGGUAGCGCCGGUCGACGACAUUAAACAAUCGCUGAAAGACGAGAUGCCCUAUCUGCUAUUCUAUCAGAUCGUCCCCAUUGUGGACGUAGCGGAUAGCUCAACGGAGGGCACCGACGCAGAACCGCCGUCAUAUAACGACGCUGCCUUGAAUUUGACAAACUCGGAGACUUCGGCCGCGCAAAGCCAGGAUAGACUCGUGGUGUCCCGUCAGCCUAGUAGCUACUUUGAAGGGACGGGUGCUCAGCCAUCGUCCAGCGGCAGCGUGCGAUUCUCGGCCGAGUUGGAGCAACUACCGCGUCGUAGUUUCGCCGACGAAGAUGGAUUCCUUACUGUAUCUCGCCGAGGCAGUAUCCCCAGUGACUUAAAUAUGACAAGUUCAGGGUUGUUAGCAUUGGACGGGCCUUCGCCAGCUGUCACGCCGGGCGAAGAACCUACUACGGCGCAGAGGUUUAGCCGUGCGGCUGCGAGGUUCCGAGGCGGUAACAAGAGCCGACCACAAAGCCAAGCCGGUGAAGGCCGGAUAAGCCUGACGGUGGCAAGAAUAGGGGGUUUGAUGAAACCGAGCAAGGAACCACUUAAAGACUCGGCGGCAACGGACACCGACGAUGACUUCGAGCUUAUUAACGCGAGUGAGCAGAGGGAGACGGAUCUGGAUACAGCUCCCGCUCAGAAGAGGGGCAAAUCGGGCACACGAUUUGAUAAAGGGAAAGGAAAGGAUAAGAAAGCCAAUGUACCUGAUAGGGAAUGCAUUGUGCAGUAGUACUUUUAUUUCUGCCCACAGAUGGGGCAGGUCUAAUUGUUUUGAUAAACGAGAUACCCGGCAGGCGUUUGGCGAUACUGAACUUUUGUCAAGUUCCACCAGGAACCAAGGAGAAAAAGAAGACACGGCAACGACAGUGACAUGUUCCGUUUGUGGACGUACGC